Suillus subaureus is the source of this 2202-nucleotide messenger RNA. RefSeq lists its product as uncharacterized. The record is from RefSeq and is a predicted model, not a curated record. The transcript has 4 exons. Gene Ontology annotation, molecular function: metal ion binding; transcription cis-regulatory region binding. Gene Ontology annotation, biological process: positive regulation of transcription by RNA polymerase II. NCBI's taxonomy places the organism in Eukaryota, Fungi, Basidiomycota, Agaricomycetes, Boletales, Suillaceae. Bases 144 to 2096 code for a protein of 650 amino acids.
UCUUCGGAGUCAUAACGUCUGACAGAUUAUAAGUACCAUCGUGGUGGUCUCUAUCCCACUGGUAGGGAAGAACCCCACGAGGGAUCCAGUUAUCCAUCAAUUAUACUCAGUAAACCGACGUUUGUUUUUGCCAGUUUUGCUCAAUGACGUCGCAGCUGAGAGCACAGGCGAUAGCGCCGAAGCGACCACCGAAGAUGGCCUCAAAUCAGUCCUUGAACCACCUCUUGAACUUCACACUUCCUCCUAGACAGAUUCAGCCUCAGAAUGUGCCUAGGAGGAGUAAGAAAGCUGUUCAUUCAGCCGUGUGGAACAAGGAGAGGUUCGUGAAUGCGCAGUACCGGUUUGUUAUGAACCCAAGCGGGGACUAUACGGUCCACUUUGCGGACCCAGAUAUCUUUUUCCAAUGGCACGAUAUAUUGCAGGUCAUCAUUCCACGGUCCUCAGCCUUGGCAUCUGCCGCUGUUGCCGGCGGGGAGCAUGCUAUACAGGAGGAGGGGGUUAAGACCUGUCCCAUCUGUUUGUCCCCUCCUACCGCUCCGCGAAUGACAAAGUGCGGGCAUGUAUAUUGUUUUCCUUGCAUCUUACAUUACCUGAGCAUGUCGGACAAACUCAAAUGGGCGCGAUGUCCGGUCUGCUUUGACACGCUCAACGAGAAACAGCUGAAGAGCGUCAAGUGGUAUGACGGACCUCAGUUCCAAGAGGACGAACCUGCUGUUGCCAGUGGCUCCUCGUAUGUCACACAGCUUUCGGACCACGACGCGACUCCUCGAGCGGGAUCCACAAUGCGGAUGCGACUGAUGCAACGUCCUCAGAUGACAACCCUUGCACUACCGCGCUCACAUACUUGGCCAUCGGACCUAAUUCCACCCCAUCAGGCUCCUUUUCACUUUCUUCCCGAUGUGUACGACUAUGCGAAGUUCAUGCUCGCUACUCCUGAAUAUCUGAUCGCCGAUCUCUCCAACGAUCUGGACGCGCUUGCCGUAGAACGCCGGAUGAUGGCCAGCGUGCAAGAUGAACUCAGUAUUUCAUUUAUUGAUGCAGCUGAUCAGAAGCUUCGCCAUCAGAUCGCUAAAGCAACUGCAUUAGAAUCGCUGCAGCUGAAGGAAGCCAUUGACAGAACUCGCAAGGAUCACGACGACAUCGUACGACGCCACAACCUUGAAUGUGCGCGAAAGCUUGCUGGGGAGAUGAAAGGAGCUGCACUCCCCGAGGCACCAGAAGAGUUUCUCGCUACAGGUUCGAGCUCUGGGAUCUUCGCAUCUUCGCGUACCUCUCUGUCGAUCCCUGCCACUCCCAAGUCGACACCAUCACCAGCACCCCCUGCCGAUACUUCUAACAAUCGUAAUCACAGACAGCGCCGUAAUAUUAAUCCUCCUCCCCCAUCUACGCAGACCUACUAUUACUACCAGGCAGCGUCUGGUCUGCCCAUCUAUUUACAUCCUCUCGACAUCAAGAUUCUCUUUUCGCACUUCAACGGCUAUGCUUCAUUCCCCAACACAAUUACAAUCCGUGUAGAAUCUGCUACUGAAGGCACUGUCAACGACGACCUGCGCAAGAGGUGCAAGUACCUUGCACACACACCAGAGGGUACAGAUGUCGUUUUCAUCGAGGCAGACUUGGAGGGAGUUGUGGGUCAAGAAGGCCUUAAGAAUUUUGAAGGGGCGAUCAAACUCCGUAAGUCAAGGAGGAAGGAGAAAGGUAGGAAGGACGACCGUGCACGUGCGCGCGCGGAGGAACGUGAAAGAGAGAAGGUCGUUGCGCCCUGGACAGAGUCUGUGUUUUCCAUACCUCUCGAUCCCGUUCUUCAUGCUGUGGAAGUGGAGGGGAUAGCGAAUCACGAGUCCCCCAUCCCUCAAAUUAGCGGUGCUUGGGGUUCGAGGAGCUUCGCAUCUGCUGCCCAUUCCGCAUCGGGCGCAGAUCUCAGACAUCCGAAUACAAACAAUCGCAAUUCGAGUCAGGAGAUUGGGGACGAGUGGGAAUUAGACGUAGCUUGGCACGAACUUGAGCAGCGAAGCACAGCCGGACAAGGGAACAAGAAGAAGAAGGGAAAUAAACUUGUCGUCAUGGGCGGCGGAGCGGGGGGGCGAAGGCGAUAGAUUUUUAUACUGGAACAACUGAGUCACGAUCUAUUAUCUUUGUAACAACAGCCUGCAGCGUCACUUGUUUUAAUUGUUGCAACCACCCAAUGAUUGUUUACAGCUA